UUAGCACUCUUUGUUGUUGGAGCUACAAAAAGAUGUAUACCAAAACAAAAAUGGCUAGUUUAACAUUGCUAUGGCUAGCAAGUUACUCCAAUUUAACUUCAAUUAUUGUUAUUGUCUUGUGCUUUUUUGCAAUGACGAUUUUCAUAGGAUUCGUUAGCAUCUCCUGGGACCAGAGUGGCAGAACCGGUAUAGCCACAGGCGUGGCCCAGAGAAAUAUGGUGAAAGUGUGCAACCCAUUUGUCUUGCACCUGGCCCAGACAAACACACAGCUCAAAGAUGGCCUGCACAUGAAGUUAUCCAAUCUGUGUCCUAGCAAGAUCUUCAUUAUUUGGGGAGCUAAAAUAAAUCCAUUCCAUGACUUGAUAUUGAAAACUGGGAGACAUAUUUGCAGCGUGCUGGAGUCUGGGGACUAUCUGGCUUUAGAAGCUCUUCAUGCAGAUCAAGUGAGUUUUCCAGAGGCUGGGGAGCACAACUUGAGCCUGCCAUGUCCUGCAGCAGUUAGUAGCCAGAUUUUAGGAGACAUGCCUCGUGUACGUUAUCCUGUAUCUGUGUUCACUUUGGUCAACGAUGAACAAAUCGUUACAUCUCUGCCCGAUGAGGACAAUUCAAUUCUUGGUCUAGUUUCAAUCAUUCACCUGCAGGAUGACAAAGUCACACAAAAUUCACACAUCAUACGCCAGUUUGUGAAGACUACAGGUGUUCAACUCUACUCUUUACAGCCCUUGUAUUUAUCAAGUGGUUCUGAAGUCAGUCGCGUGAACAAAUCUGAAGCCACCUCUACAACUUUAGAUGACUUCAGUCAAGAAAAUAUUUUGGAUACCGGUACUAUAAAAAGUGGUAAAAAUACAAGAAACAAUCCUAAAGAUAUUUCAAAUCAUCCUGAGAAUGACAAAGACAGUGAUGUAACCCAUUCUUCCUCAGGCUCAGAUAGUGAAGGGAGUGACGUAGAAGAGAAACCCAGAGUCUCUGAAUGUGUUGUGUGUCAGUCCAGGCAAGCCAAAUGUGCUCUCCUGCCCUGUCGCCAUGCCUGCGUGUGUCUGGGCUGUUUCAAGUUACUAGACAGGUGCCCCAUGUGCCGAGGGGACAUAGACUCGUAUUUCUUGUUAAGUGACAGUGAUGAGGACAGCCUGGAAGAAGAUAGCGUCACUGAUUUACAACAUCUGGCUGUCAGCGAGUAUUUCUCGCAGGCCUGGGAGAGGUUGAACAUUCGAUUAAAUACAUUUCUAGGAUUUCGGUAGCACAGGGCUGAAAUCAUCCUCUUUUGAAAGCCUUGGUUAAAAACCCUGUGGUUGUGCAUAUUUUAAGUACAAUAGAAUCCAACAGAAUACUUGGGGAAACACAAACAGCAGAAUAAGACAGAAGGAAAUUUAAAAAUUGAUCCCUACAGAAAGUUCAGAUACUUUCUAAAGUUGGAAGUGAUCCCAAUAAUGACAUUUUAUUUUUGCUGGAUAUCUGGUUGAGACUGUCUUUCAAUGAAUCAACUAUUUUUUCCAGACCUUGCGAUCUAUAAGGCAGAUGUUGUGAAGGUCAUCUGUUUCUGUGGCCCACUUUUAACUAGGGUGUCAUGUUGCCAGCAGAAUGACCAACCACCUUUGCUUUCUUCCAACUAACAUCAGGUACCGUACCCAUUAGAGCUGGCUGGACUCAAGAGGCGCCCAAAAUUUAAAAAUCCCAGUCAUCACCAGGAUUCAAACCUGGACCUCAAUUUGGAAGCCAAGCGUUUACUGCUCAUCCACCACGUUUUGAAAUGUACCUCUAUAUUUAAAACCAAAAUUUUGUGUUUUCACUUGAAAAUGGAUUAUUUAAAUUGGAGAAAUUUAAUUUUGAGGUAACAAGACAAAGAGUCUCUAACUUUUUUUUGAAAUGUUUGAAAACAUCUUUAGUCUCAAUAGCAAAGGAAAUAUUGGUUUGGGACGACAAAGGUUGAAAAUACAUUGGGUUUAUUACUAACAAUGUCUCUUAGAGCAAUAUCAAAUUUAUCCUUUCAAUUCUUGUGUUGCUAAAGUGUGUACAGCUUUAAGUUUGCCCCCUAUCAAAGCAAUAUAUUAAGACUGGACUGCCAGCUCCAUAUUUCUUGUAAGAAGUGAAAGAUGGAGAUUCAGGCUCCAACUGGGGACUAUGGAUAGUCUUAAGACUCUAGAGGCUAAUCUGUUGUCUAGAUGUCUUUGAAAAAGGUUGUUUUAAAAAGCAUAUCUCUAAAUGUGCCAUUUUCUAAGCCAAGUGUCUGUGAUUAAUUUCAAAUAAAGUAUUUAUUAUAGGCUACAUUUCCAGGAUUUUGG
This is a messenger RNA of Biomphalaria glabrata, 2279 nucleotides long. RefSeq names its product cell growth regulator with RING finger domain protein 1-like. The record is from RefSeq and is a predicted model, not a curated record. The transcript is spliced from 6 exons. The coding region runs from base 33 to 1238 and encodes 401 amino acids. Lineage: Eukaryota; Metazoa; Mollusca; Gastropoda; Planorbidae. Gene Ontology annotation, biological process: negative regulation of cell growth.